Molecule: messenger RNA, 1918 nt
Organism: Somion occarium
Lineage: Eukaryota; Fungi; Basidiomycota; Agaricomycetes; Polyporales; Cerrenaceae
Source: the annotation of a GenBank genome assembly
GAAGCUUUCUUUUCUUCAGAGCAUACAGGCACCUAGGUGGGUGAAGAAAGACCUCUACACGUCGUACGGCAUGGAUUCUCUAUGGAUUGACCAUGUCGGCGCCGUUCGCUAUGAAACCUAACAACAGCCGGCAAGCCCCGAUCACCCAUGCGUAGCAGUUCAUUCGCUCGCCGUGACAGAUGGACAGGAACCCCCAAGAAACCCCCUUAACAGUUCGCUAUCGCUGUUGUACAGCAGAUAGCCUCCCUCUUUUUAUACCCCUUUCCUUCCUCACAGGAUUCUUUCUUUCCCGACAGUACUGGUGUUACAUGUCCUUGAUUCCGCUGUGCCAGGUGCAAGCAUAAAGUUGUCGCUCAUUUCAACUCAUCCACUGGACGUGUCCGACAUACAGCGGGACAGAUGGCGUCGAACGCAUCUGCUUUGUCGGGGGGAGAGGGAGAUUUGGGUUCAGAGGAAACUAUUGGUAGUGGAGAGGCAAGUGGGAGUGCAAGUGGGAGUGGUAGUAGAAACAGGACAUCGACUGAAACAGUGAGGGCUCAAGCUGGUCCGUUGCCCUUCAAACGUGGAGAGAUUGGCUAUCGGGAAGACCACCAGUCUCAAAGUCAAACACCAUCGACUUCCACUACCUUGUUACCUGGUCGACAUCCUGCAGACCAUCCUCCAGAUGCGAGUGCACCACAGGCACCCUCUUCUCGUGCUAGUGAUGCAUCGUCCGACGGCUCCUCCAUGAAUUCCAUGGGCAAGCAUAGUCUCAUUUCGUUCUCAAACCUACCAAAAGUGGGCGGUGUACGCCUGGCUUCCCUCGGGAUACUGUUGCUGCAACUCUCAGCGAUAGGCGGGACAGUUGCUGGUUGGGCUGUCGUUGCAAAGCGUAUGCCUAAUAAUAGCUCAGGACCUCUGGGUAUCAAUUCCACGCUUAUCUUCGUUCAUAUUGCUUUCGCCAUUAUAACGCUGCUGCAAAUCGUCUUCCUCGAGCGAAGUAUCUUCCGGGUACGUGCUGAGCGAUACGCUCAUAAGCACCCUGGAGGUAUCCUCCCAUCAUCACGAAACCGAUUGGGUAACCCUGGUGGAAUGACACUUGGGAUAGCCCCAUGGAGUCGGCCGCCGCUUCCAAACUAUGCUGCAGCGCUUGCACAGAGCGGUCAUGGGACUGGGGAUGUGGAAGACAAUAUCAUCGCAGUCCCUCCACCUCCUGCGUAUGGAAACACGCGGGGAAGUACGCUUCUUCUCUCUGGGUUCAUCGGAGAGAACUUGCGCGCGCAGAGAACGCGAGAACGCGUGAGGGAAUCUCAGGGUACUGUGCGAGGAAGCUGGUUGAGCGGCCUUAGUCGGAGGAGCGAUCGGCCUGUCAGUUACCGGAGUCAUGAUUCAGCCUGGGAGGAGAGAGUGGAUGCACAUAGGGCGAUUCAGUUGGAGGAGACGUUGGCACGACUUGAGGAAGGUCGCGAAUCUGAACCAACUUCAACCUCAAGUCGUCGGUGACCUCCAGGAUUGGGGGCUACGGACAGAUGGUCUCAUUGAUUUGACUGCACUAAGGGACGGACCUUUGUAUGCUUGUAUAAUUUGCUCUGCUUUUCUUCGCGCGAACGUUCUGUUGUACACAAGCUCUGUAUGGAUGCUGACAUUUUCGAUCUCUGUGAUAUUACUAGCUCUUCCUCGUGUUGUCUUCGUUCGGCCGACUCACCUUCAUUUAAUUACAGGUCUGGUAGACGUUGGUCACGACAUUGGUCGAGCCAGGGAACAAUUAUUAGGACACCAAGAUCUUCACGUUUGUCAGCUCAUAUAUACUUUCAGUUCGCUUUCGUAAAUAUUGCUCGUUAUAUUGUCAUUCCUUGAACAUGACUUUUUUACUAAGAUCCCGAUCUUAUACGGUUAGAUGAGAUUGGAUGAACUUUGAUGCCGGUGCAACGAGUCAAUC